AUGGCGCGCCACCCGUACCCCAUGACUCACGUGCGCCUCAGGACGCCCCUGCUGCUCGGCCAGGUGCAUGCGGCGCUGGAGGAGGCGGCAAAGCCCCAGGAGGCGCCCCCCGCCGACGACACCACCGACGCGCCCGCGGCAAAAAGGGGCGGCGGGGCCGGCGGCGGGCUGCUCAACCUGAAAGGCGUGGUGGCGGGCCUUCUGCCCUAUGGGCCAGGAAUAGCGGAGCACGUCGUGCGCACGGCCGGCCUGGACCCCAACCGCCAGCCGGGCAGGCAGCCCCUCGGCGCCGACGAGGUCGCCGCGCUGUUCGGCGGCGUGCAGCAGCUGGAGGGGUGGUUCAGGGGGCUUGAGGAGGGGGCGCCGGCGGGGUAUAUCGGGCAGCAGGAGCGGCCGCCGCAGCAGGGCGGCGGCGAGGACGGGGCAGAGCCCGCGCCCGCUGCGGGGCCCGGCGGCGACGAGGGCCCCGGGGCGCGGCAGGCGAGCGGCGGUGGCGGCGCGGCAGCCGCCGGGGGCGAGGGCGGGGGUGGUGCCGAGGGCGACGGCGAGGGCGACGGGGCGCCGGUGGUGUAUGAGGACUUCAACCCGCUGCGGCUGGCGCAGUGCGCGGGGGAGUCUGUCCUGGAAUUUCCCUCCUUUGACGACGCAUUGGACGAGUUUUACUCGAAGAUCGAGGGCCAGCGCGUGGACGUGGCCAAGGCUGACGCGGAGAAGGCGGCCGUGGGCAAGCUGGAGCGCGUGAAGCAGGACCAGGGGGCGCGUGUCGCGGCCCUGGAGUCUGAGGCGUCGGAGGCGGAGCUGAGGGCCACCCUCAUCGAGUACAACCUGGGAGAGGUGGACGCCGCCAUAGACGCCGUCAACGCCGCCGUCGCGUCCGGCAUGGACUGGCGCGAGCUUGACGCCAUGAUCCGUGAGGAGCGGCGCGCGGGCAACCCCGUGGCGGGCCUGAUCCACAGCCUCCAGCUGGACAGCAACAGGGUGACCCUGCUGCUGCAGAACAACCUGGACGAGGAGGAUGACAGCGAGGAGGCCCAGACGCGGCCGGCCACCAAGGUGCCCGUGGACCUCUCCCUCUCGGCAUACGCCAACGCGCGGCAGCACCAUGAGUCCCGCAAGCGCCAGCUGCAGAAGCGCGACAAGACGCUGGCCGCCAACGAGGCCGCGUUCAAGGCCGCGGAGAAGAAGGCGGCGGCGCAGCUCGCCAACCUCCGCAACAACGCCUCCACGGCACAGGUGGUGCGCAAGGCGGCAUGGUACGAGCGGUUCCACUGGUUCGUGUCCAGCGAGAACUACUUAGUCAUCAGCGGGCGCGACGCGCAGCAGAAUGAAAUGAUCGUGAAGCGGUACUUCAGGAAGGGCGACGCCUACGUUCACGCGGAGCUUCAUGGCGCCAGCUCCACCGUGGUCCGCAACAACGACCCCUCCAAGCCGCUGCCGCCCCUCACGCUGCAGCAGGCGGGCUGCGCGUGCGUGUGUCGCAGCAGGGCGUGGGACCAGAAGGUCGUCACCAGCGCCUACUGGGUGCACCACCACCAGGUCUCCAAGGCGGCCCCCACCGGGGAGUACCUGCCCACCGGUAGUUUUAUGAUCCGCGGCAAGAAGAACUACCUCCCGCCGCAGCCGCUCGUGUUUGGGUUCGGCUUCAUGUUCAAGAGCAGAGGCUCCCCUUUCUCGCCUCGUCGCACGCCGCCCGCCUUCUACCCGCAAGUUGCCUGA
Monoraphidium neglectum is the source of this 1716-nucleotide messenger RNA. RefSeq lists its product as hypothetical. Gene Ontology annotation, molecular function: ribosomal large subunit binding; tRNA binding. Gene Ontology annotation, biological process: rescue of stalled cytosolic ribosome; ribosome-associated ubiquitin-dependent protein catabolic process. The transcript has 12 exons. Lineage: Eukaryota; Viridiplantae; Chlorophyta; Chlorophyceae; Sphaeropleales; Selenastraceae. Gene Ontology annotation, cellular component: RQC complex. The record is from RefSeq and is a predicted model, not a curated record. The coding region runs from base 1 to 1716 and encodes 571 amino acids.